Molecule: messenger RNA, 1254 nt
Organism: Chrysoperla carnea
Lineage: Eukaryota; Metazoa; Arthropoda; Insecta; Neuroptera; Chrysopidae
Product: alpha-tocopherol transfer protein-like
Exons: 5
Coding region: 397-1215 (272 amino acids)
Cellular component (GO): membrane
Molecular function (GO): phosphatidylinositol bisphosphate binding
Source: RefSeq, a predicted model, not a curated record
GUACAAUCGCCAAUUGGAUACAACAAUUCACUUUUUGUACAACAUGCUAGAGUUAUUCAAAAAAACAUAGUGAUUAGCAUCAGUAACUAGUGUUGAACGCAACAACCAAGCAACAAGCAAUAAUACAAAAAGCGAAUACAUAUUAAUAAUAUAUUCUUGAUUACAUUGUAUUCUAUAUUAUUAUUUUAUUAAAAAUUUUAAUAAUUAUUCAUUGAAUACCGCGAAUACUCAUGAAACGUGGUGUGAUCUUUUUGUUUGUUUAAUUAUAAAUUUAUUCAACAACAAUGCUAUAUUAAAGUUUAUAUUUAUUUAUAUGCAUAUAACUUAUUAAACUUCAGUGAUUGUUUUACAAUUAUUAAAAUUUUUGUUUUGUUUGUUCAACUAAAUAAUAUAAACAUGCCAGAAAAUAAAAAUUUAGUUUUUGAUAAAAAUGGAAAGGAAUUAACAGAAGAAGAAAUACAAGAACGAAUUGAAAUUUUAAGAAAGUUAAUUCAAGAUGAUAAACACUUACAUGUCCGUACUGAUGAUAAUUGGCUAACGCGAUUCCUGUACCCAACAAAAUUUGAUCCUGAAGCCGCCUAUAAAAGAAUGGUUGAUUAUUACAAAUUAAAAGCGGAAAAUCCAAAAUUUUUCUUUACAGAAUCACCAAACAAACUGUCAGAGUUCUUGAACACAGAGUUGAAAAUUGUGUUGCGAGAUAGAGACUUGAAAGGUCGACGAGUUUUCAUCACACAAAUGGGUAAAGUUCCAAAUAACAUGUCUUUAUUCGAUUUAACUCAUAUGGAUGAUAUUUGGAUCGAAGCAGUAUUAGAUGAACCAGAAACACAAAAAAAUGGUUUAUCAAGUAUUAUUGAUUUAUCUAAGACUCCAUGGACGAUACUUAAGUGGUUAACACCAGCAAAUAUGCGCGUUGGAUCAAGAAAAGCUGACUUAGUACCAUUUACAGAUUUACACAUACACGUAGUAAACUCAUCACCUAUUUUAAAUGCAGCUAUUGCUUUAGUUUUUCCAUUUCUAAGCACUCAUACAAAAGAACAUAUUCAUUUUCAUUACUCGGAUUGGUCGUCAUUGCAUAAAUUUGUAAAUCCUGAGAUACUACCGAAAGAAUAUGGUGGAACCCAAGAAAUUGAUUUUGAUGCAAUACGAGAGGAAUAUGUUUACAAUAAUGCUUCUAGAAUUGUUAAAAAUUUGAGUGCUAGUUAUAAAUUGGAUUAGAAUUUAUAUUUUCGAUAAUAUAAGAAAAAAUAAUUAAUG